UGAUUAUAAUAGGUUAGUAUUAACUAUACCUUAUUAUUAUACAAAAUACUUAUUAUAGCCUUAUAUAAAAAAAUAACAAUGAUAAGCAACAUUUGUGCCUUUUUGUCAUGUUGUUUUGCUAUAACGUCAAAUAUAAAAACAAUAGAAUCAGCAGGAGGUUGCAAGACUGUUCCUGUACGAUUUUUCGCUCAAACGUCUAAUGCAGACUAUGUACGUACCGUAAAUAGCUUGAUAACGUUCAGCAAAAAUCCAAUAAGUAUGAAACCCGCUGAACAAACCAUUCUGUCAACAGCCGCUUGGGAAACUUAUGAAGAUUACAAGUUAAAAUUAAAAAGCCGCGAUAAAUUAGAGAAAAAAGCUAAAGACAUCAAAUGCAGUUUUUGUGUGAUUGCAAAAUCAAAUAUAUUGCACUUGGUUGAAAAGUUGAAAAGUCAAGAGCCUUUUGUUAACGACGAGGAACCUUUAACGGAUCUUAAAGAGGAAGCCGAACUCGUACUUCACUUGUUACUGUUGGCAAAUUUAGAAACGGGCAAAUGGCUUUGGAGUUAUUACUUGAAAAUCUUGGCCAUCGGCCGAUACGACGACAUGGACACUUUUAUCCGGGAAAACCCGUUCGGAGACGUUCAACUGCAGACGGACGUUUCGAAAUUCAUCGACGGUUGUAUUGAAGACAAAUACCUUCCCAUCGCUGCAAAGGAAUACGAUUUGGUCUCGAAAAAGCCCAAUGUGUACAACGACAUGUUUUGCGUUCUACGCAAUUCCAGAACAUUUAUAAACACUCGUGUGUUGAGCAGACGUGCACCCAUGGUCACUGUAGAAUUUUUGUAUCUAAAACGAUUUUGGCACGACGAAUAUCAAGUGUUGUUCGGGCAAAUAACCGAAGUCAACGUCGACUGGAGCCGGCCGAAACAACGACACCAGGUCGAGGUGGCCAAGACCAGAGAAUUCCUGGACAGUCGCACUUGGAUGCACGAACCGUACGGUCGCCUGGACCACCAACACUUGUUGGUGAAAAUUCUAGAUGCCAGAUUUUAUUGCUACAUUUCGGUCGUGCUGCAUAUUUACGGAAUACAAUUAGCCCUAAUCGACGAACAGACGCUGACAGACAUCAGAGAUUUUAUAUACACCGUUAUGCAUUACACGUUGGAGUUGACGGCGUUCAAAGACGAAUUUCUCGUGGCCAUUGUGUCGGAGUUCAAUUAUGUGGACAUACGCGAAAUCGACGACAUUAAAGACAUGUCGGCCAGGGUCAAGACCAAGGCCAACGAGAUCCUAAACGACUUGAACGGCGUUAGAGCGAACACAAUCGAUCGGUUCAGUUUCAACGUUGACGAAGCCCAACUGUCCACCGACGAUUAUCUAAUGAGGAUCGUGCAGAAAUACGAAGACUAUUUGUUGGAACUAAAAGGCGUCUGCUUUCCGUUCGGAUACGACGUGCUUUUGCAUUUUAUGGACGUAGUUAAAAUGUCGGCCGCGCAAUACAUUUAAAUUUUAAACUAAAAACACAAUGUUCAUACAACUGUAUCGCAUAAUAAAUAUGAAAAAAAUAUUUACCAACGCUAUUUUACCUGUUUAACAUAAAAAAAAACCUUAAUUAACCGUACGUGCGGAACAGUUAGACUAUUGGUUUUUCAAUGAUAAUAUGUGAAUUUAUUUUAGGUGAAGUUUUAAGGCUUCAGAUCUUUAAAUUAUACCGGAAAUAGAGUUUAAAUUAUACCGUUCUAGAGAAAUAGAGGGCCA
Messenger RNA from Adelges cooleyi (spruce gall adelgid), 1740 nucleotides. RefSeq lists its product as uncharacterized. Lineage: Eukaryota; Metazoa; Arthropoda; Insecta; Hemiptera; Adelgidae. The transcript has 2 exons. Bases 79 to 1488 code for a protein of 469 amino acids. The record is from RefSeq and is a predicted model, not a curated record.